UUAUUGAGCUGCCAAAAAGCAAUCAAGAUGAAGUGAAGUGAUUACAGACCUGAAGAUUAGCAGAAAAAACAGAAAACAGAAGGUGAAUCCGAGUUUUGAAAAUGACCUUACCGACGAAGUAUAGUUUUACCAUAUUUCGUAAUCUAAGGAAGUGUAUGAAGCAAAAAGAUGGACUUAUGUCUCGUCUUUAUUCAUCAGAAGCUACUUUCCAGACAAAGCCAUACAAACUUCAUCAGUUAGAUAGUGGACCUUCUUCUGAUGUUAAAGUCACAAAAGAAGAUGCUUUAAAGUAUUACAGAGAUAUGAUGACUAUUCGUCGCAUGGAAACUGCGGCAAAUAGUUUGUACAAAGAAAAAAUUAUUCGUGGUUUCUGUCAUUUAUAUUCAGGCCAAGAAGCAUGUGCCGUGGGAAUGGAAGCUGCUAUCCGGAAGUCAGAUGCUGUUAUUACUUCUUACAGGGCUCAUGGUUGGACUUAUCUGAGAGGUGUUAGUGUGAAAGGUGUUUUGUGUGAAUUAACGGGAAGAGAACCAGGUUGUGCAAAAGGUAAAGGUGGAUCUAUGCAUAUGUAUAACUAUAACUUCUAUGGAGGAAAUGGCAUUGUAGGAGCUCAGGUUCCUCUUGGAGCUGGUAUAGCUUUUGCUUUGAAGUAUCUUGGACGUGAUGAUAUAUGUUUAGCUCUGUAUGGUGAUGGUGCAGCCAACCAAGGACAAGUCUUUGAAGCAUAUAACAUAGCAAAAUUAUGGAGUUUGCCAGUUAUAUUCAUAUGUGAAAACAAUGGAUUUGGUAUGGGCACAAGUGUUGAAAGGGCUUCUGCUUCAACUGAUUACUAUACUAGAGGUGAUUACAUUCCUGGCAUAUGGGUGGAUGGAAUGGAUGUUUUGGCUGUCAGAGAAGCAACGGAAUUUGCUGCUAAUAUUUGCCGAACUGGGAAAGGUCCAUUAGUCAUGGAAGUUGCAACAUAUCGUUACCAUGGGCAUAGUAUGAGCGAUCCAGGAACAAGUUAUCGUACUCGUGAGGAAGUGCAAGAGGUUCGACAAACAAGAGAUCCCAUAACAUCUUUCAGGGAAAAAAUUAUUAGUACUAAUUUGGUAACAGCUGAUGAAUUGAAGAAAAUUGACCAGGAAGUUCGAAAAGAAGUGGAAGAAGCAGUCACAGCUGCAAAAACAUCAAAUGAAAUUUCAGUUGAUGAAUUGUAUGCAGAUAUAUAUGUAGACCCAAUUAAUACAAAAAUUAGAGGAAUCACCCCAUUUACAGAACAUCAACAUAAAAGGCUUGCAACACCUCAAAAUUUAUAAAAAAAAAAAAAAGUAAAUAAAGAAAACCCUUUUAUUUGAAUAUAUUUAGUUGUUAAUAAAGAUUUCUAAGUUGUUUUUUAAGUGUUAUGAAGAUUUCAGUUGUAUGACUACCCUUGAAAAGUCGCUUGAAAAAGUAAAUCAAUUUAUGUAUUUUGUAAAAAAUUAAGGACAGAUUGUUAUGAUGUGUUUAAGUAUCAAAACUUCAAGAACUUUAUUCCAGCUUCAUGAAAUGUAAUGAAUUAAUUUCAUCAUGAUAUGCAUUAUAUAUGAAAAGUAUUCACUAAAAAGUAUCAUCCCUUUGUAACUUCUAUUAAAGUUGUCUUUUUCUAGCCUUUAAAAUAGUCUUGUGUUAAUAGCUGCCCCAAAAUGUAAUAAAUAUGUAACCUAGUGCCCAAAAUGUAACAUAGUCUUGUGUUAAUAGCUGUCCCCAAAUGUACCAUACAAAGUGUAGGUAUGUUUCUUAUUAUUACAAAAUAUUGUUUUUGCCAGCAUGUAAGUUAAAUGCAUUGUAAAAUUGUCUUACCUUCCCAUGUAAUAUCAGUUAAUCACCAUGCUAAAUUUAUGAUACUAAAGGAACAAUUUGAGAUCAUUAAAUUAUAAAGCCUAAUAAAAUAUGUCGUGCAAAAA
Molecule: messenger RNA, 1922 nt
Organism: Stegodyphus dumicola
Lineage: Eukaryota; Metazoa; Arthropoda; Arachnida; Araneae; Eresidae
Product: putative pyruvate dehydrogenase E1 component subunit alpha, mitochondrial
Biological process (GO): pyruvate decarboxylation to acetyl-CoA
Cellular component (GO): intracellular membrane-bounded organelle
Molecular function (GO): pyruvate dehydrogenase (acetyl-transferring) activity
Source: RefSeq, a predicted model, not a curated record